Molecule: messenger RNA, 8984 nt
Organism: Acanthochromis polyacanthus (spiny chromis)
Lineage: Eukaryota; Metazoa; Chordata; Actinopteri; Pomacentridae
Product: interphotoreceptor matrix proteoglycan 2-like
Exons: 20
Biological process (GO): visual perception
Molecular function (GO): heparin binding; hyaluronic acid binding
Source: RefSeq, a predicted model, not a curated record
AACCAAGCAGCAGAACCGUGUCUCUUGUCUCCAGAAGCUGCCAGUUCUGCCGGUUCUGGACGGUCGGUGGACGACUCGGACCAGCUGACGUUCAGGAAACACUCGGCAGUGACUCGGAGAAGAAGGAACAUCCUGUUCCCCAGCGGAGUGACGCUCUGCAACCAGGAGACCUUCGAUCAGGCUGCUGCCAACCACCUCAGCUACUUCCACCUCAGAUUGUGUCAGGAGACGGUGUGGGAGGCCUUUAAGAUCUUCUGGGAUCGUCUACCAGAGCGUGAUGAGUACCAGCGGUGGGUCGGACGCUGCAUCGACGGCUCCGUCAGCGUCCACGACAUCGGCAGCUUCUUCAGCCAAUCAGAGGAGCACGUCAACCUCAUCAGGAGCAGGGUUGCCAUGGCAGCAGCGAUGAACAGUGUGACCCAAUCCUCAGGCCCUCCGCCCUGCAGCUCUGACACAUCCAGCAUCCAAUCAGAAGCCUCACUGAGCAGCUCUCCGACAGAUGAAGACAUCUUCAGCCCGGAGACCAUCACCACCGACCAUGAAGACCUUCUUCCAGGCUUCGAGGUCACUGCUCGGUUCCUGGACUCAUCCUUCACUGAGGUUCCUGAGGAUUUAACCUCUGAUGCUGGUGGAGAAGCUGAAGAUGUCCAGGAGGCUUCACGAAGCCCAGCUGGGGUCGCUGAGGUUCUAAAUGUUGCUGAGGAUGAUGGAACUUCUGACCGGACGGAUCAGGAGAACAGACCUGUUCAAGAUAUGACAGAAGACAGUGAGAUCUUUGAGGGUUCUCCUGGUGUUUUUUCUGAUCCUGAGCUUAUUCGGGAAGUCAGCCCCAGAGGUGAGGAGCCUCCGUCAGAGGUUGUAGCUCAGGAGUUCACCACAGUAAGUUCUGUUGUGGUUCUUCCAAAGCCAACCACAGCAGCUGAAACAGAAGCCACCACAUUGGAGGAAACAGGGCAGGAAGAACCUCCAAAAAAGACUGCUGAGGUUCCUCCAGAAGUCCUGAUAGAACCGAUCCCUGACACAUCGGUCACAGCCGAGGUGAUGCCAGAAGAAUCUCCAACCUUCACUGAGAACGUUGAAGAAGAACCCACUGAGGAUUCACCAGAACCAGUGGAUGAAACACCACCUCCAGAACCUGAACCCACUGGGGCAGGAACUCUUGACCAACCUGAAGGAAACAUACAAACGGAACCAGUGGAACAUCUGUCAGAAGCUGCUGUGGAAAACAAAGAUGAAUCUGAAGUCAGGACGGAAGCAGUUCCUACCGUGUUCCUCAUGAAAUAUCCAGAAGAAGAAGCUGACGUUCUCGUAAAUGUGACUCCAGAACAAGAAUCCGUCGUAGAACCAGAAGUUCCUUCCAGAGCUUCCAUUCUGACGACGACCAUGAAGACAGAAGGUCGAGAAGACAGUGGAGAGGAGGAGGUUCCUUCAAAGCCUGCUGAGAUCUUAGAUGUUGUCGAUGUCCCUGAGGAUGUUCCCCAAGUAGAGGAACCACAACCUAAGGAAGAAGUAGAGUCCACAGGAAGUACAGAAGAGGAGCUGAACGUAGAAGUCCAACAUGAAGACCAGACCACUGAGGUGGACGUAAAAGAACCAACUAAGACUGCUGCUGAAGAAGAACCUGUUCAAACAGAAGAACCACCAGAGGAACCAGUAACAGUGGAGAACACAGGAGAGACCACAACAGAACUAGCAGAGGCUGCAGGAGAAACACUGAUCCUUGAAGAAGAACCUGUAGAGAACACAAAAGAAACAGAGGAGGAACCAUUGGAAGCUACAAGAGUACCUGCUGAGGAUGAAGAUACUGUUACGGUACCAACAGAACCUGUAGAGGAGGAAGGAGGAGAACCAGAACCUGCAAAAGAAAACAUAGAACCUACAGGAAUGGCUGUAAACGAAGCCGGACCUGCAGAUGGACCUGCAAAGGAGACAGAACCCACAAUAGAACCAGAACCCACAAUAGAACCAGAACCUAAAAUAGAAUCAGAACCUACAGUAGAACCAGUACGGGAACUUGUAGAAGUCACCAAAACCACAGCAGAACCGGCUCAAGAACUGGAAACUGUAGAAGAAUCUGCAGAAAAAUCAGAUCCUGUGGGAGAACCAGUGACAGAGGCAAAACCCGUAGAAGAACCUGCAGAGGAGUCGACAGAACCCAGAAGAGAACCAGUACAAGAAGCAGAACUCAAAAGAGAACCAGUACAAGAACCAGACUUAUCCAGAGAACCAGUCCAGGAAGUAGAACCCCCUAAAGAACCAAUUCAAGAACUGGAACACACCAGGGAACCAGUACAGGCAGUAGAACCCCCUAAAGAACCAGCACAAGAAGCAGAACCCCCUAAAGAACCAAUUCAAGAACUGGAACCCACCAGGGAACCAGUACAGGAAGUAGAACCCUCUGAAGAACCAGUACAAGAAGCAGAACCCCCUAAAGAACCAAUUCAAGAACUGGAACUCAUCAGGGAACCAGUACAGGAAGUAGAACCCCCUAAAGAACCAGUACAAGAAGCAGAACCCCCUAAAGAACCAAUUCAAGAACUGGAACUCACCAGGGAACCAGUACAGGAAGUAGAACCCCCUAAAGAACCAGCACAAGAAGUGGAACCCUCUGAAGAACCAGUACAAGAAGCAGAAUCCCCUAAAGAACCAAUUCAAGAACUGGAACCCACCAGGGAACCAGUACAGGAAGUAGAACCCUCUGAAGAACCAGUACAAGAAGCAGAACCCCCUAAAGAACCAAUUCAAGAACUGGAACUCACCAGGGAACCAGUACAGGAAGUACAACCCCCUAAAGAACCAGCACAAGAAGUAGAACCCUCUGAAGAACCAGUACAGGAAGCAGAACCUCCUAAAGAACCAAUUCAAGAACCGGAACUCACCAGGGAACCAGUACAGGAAGUAGAACCCUCUGAAGAACCAGUACAAGAAGCAGAACCCCCUAAAGAACCAAUUCAAGAACUGGAACUCACCAGGGAACCAGUACAGGAAGUAGAACCCCCUAAAGAACCAGCACAAGAAGUAGAACCCUCUGAAGAACCAGUACAGGAAGAAGAAGCCCCUAAAGAACCAACACAAGAAGCAGAACCCUCUGAAGAACCAGUUCAAGAAGCAGAACCCCCUAAAGAACCAACAGAAGAAGCAGAACCCCCUAAAAAACCAACACAAGAAGCAGAACCUCCUAAAGAACCAGCACAAGAACCAGAACCCCCUAAAGAACCAACACAAGAAGCAGAACCCCUUAAAGAACCAACAGAAGAAGUGGAACCCCGUACAGAACCAACACAAGAAGCAGAACCCCAUACAGAACCAGCACAAGAAGCAGAACUAGUAGAAGAAUCCACAAAAGGAACAAAACUUAUAGAAGUUAUGGCAGAAAAAAUAGAACCCACAAGACAACCAGCACAUGAAACUGAUUCUGUGGAAGAACCCAAAGAAAAGACGGAACCUGCAGGAGGAUCUGAACCAGAAGCAGAACACAAAGUAGAACCUGAAGAAGAUCAAACCCAUCUGGUCAGAACAUCUGAAGACAGAACACAAGAAUCAACUGGAAAGGAAACGUUUGAGGAGAAAGAAGACGGACCUCCUGAGGGUCUAGACGAGAGAACAGAGGAGGAAGUUGGUUUUGGAGAACCAGACGCAGACGGAACCAUGGCAGAAGCCGAAGAAGACGUUCUACAAGAGAUCACUCCGGUUGUUGUUGUGGUUCCAGAAGACACUGAGGGAUUAAUGCCGGGGAUUGAGGAGGAGGUGGAAGUUCUACCAGAAAGUCCAGACCAGACCCAGGAACCCAAACCUACAGAACCCAGACAUGUUCCUGAGGAAGGAACCGUCCCAGAGGCUCCUACAGGAAAUGACCUCCAUCCAGGGACGGUUCCAAGUGUAGAACCCACCAAGGAGGAGGAUGGAGGUCCAGAUGAGGACCAGGAAGCUCCUCCAUUGGUUGAAGGAACCAUGACGAAGCCUCCAGCAGAAGAACCUCCAGAACACGCGGUGGAGGAGGUCACGGCCGGUUCCUCUCUGGAGGUCACCACCAAGUACGUGGUGGAGUACAACAACGGGAACUUCCCCGACCUCCAGGGAUCCGACAACUUCCUGGGGAACAACGGUUUCGACUGGGAGGACUCGAUCGGGAACGAGAUAGACGACACCCUGCCGUGGCCCCCGAGGCCCCUGAAGGACCAGCUGGUGGAGCUGAGCAUCCGGCUGAGAGGAGAAACCUACAACGAUGCUCUGAGAGACCCGAGCAGCUCCGAGUACCAGAAGUUAGCCCGACACUUCAGUAGAAGGAUUGAAGACGCCUUCGAACGUCUGCCGGGAUUCAAGAAGGUUCACAUCGUGGAGUUCAGACCUCAGAAGGACCUGGAACGGGGUCUGGUGGUCCUGGUCCACUACACCAUCACCCUGGAGGUGGACGGUGGCGGCAUCGCCAACGACACGCUAGACUUUAUCUCGCUGCAGAACAACCUGGUGGAGAAGAACUACCCAGGCGCCGCCGAGCAGCCUACCGUGGUCUACACCAUCACAGACUUCCGCAACUAUAUCACCGAGGCGCUGCACAAGGACAACUUCAUGACCAACAGCAGCCUGGAGGUGGCCGACCCCCUGCUGCUGGAGAAUGCGGAAAACUCACUGCCAGCAGAGAAACCCACGAGUAGACCAGCUGACACCUUCGACAACAUGGAUAAUGUCCUUGCUGCAGAGAAGCCUCCCGACGCUCCGAUCCACGAGGCGGAGAGCGGCGAUGUGUUCCUGAAGAAGGACGACUUCCUGUUCGACCUGUUUGACCAGUGGAAGGCCCCGCAGAGCGAGGCGGCCAGCGAGAAUGACGUCUUCAUGUUCGACGAGAGCGUCAACGAAUUCCCAGCAAAGACCUUCGACCCGGAGACUCUGGACAAGAAUAGUGGACAUAUUGAAGACGAGGGAUUCCUGCUCGGUAACUCUGCUGGUGGUGGAGAUGAUCCUCGUGGAGGAGACCAUGUGGUCGAUUCUGGAGGCUUAUCUCCUCCUCUGGAACCUCAAACCUCCUUGCUGGACGACAGUUCUGGCUCCGGGUUCUCUGGAGACGGUCAAUCUGACAUCUGGUCCUGGCAGACUUCACUGACGUCCGAUGGUGUCUUUUAUGAGGGGGACGGAGGCCUGGAGGUUCUACCACCCCCUGAUCUGGAGGAGGAUGAAGACGAGGUCGCUGCUGAGUCACCGACCACGGAGACAGAAGUUCUGAUUAGACUAGAACUCACUGAGACACCUGGCUUUAAAGAACCACUUCCAGACGGACACGAGGAACCUUUCCUGGAUCAAGUUCUGGUCACACCACACAUCAGCACAGAUCCACGGUUCUCAACCACAACGCAACCCCCCAUGUUCUCGCCCAGAGGAACCCUGGCUAUAGAACUCUCUGUGCAGACGGUGGAAGCUUCCGGGAUCUAUGACGACUGGACUGAACCAAACACCCUGGCGAUGCCAGUUGCUGAUUUUUCUGAACCUGAAGCUUGGACUCUGGGUGCCGCUGUUUUUGCGGAACCAACUGACUUAACUGUGAACCUUCCAGAAACCCUGGAGGAAUCAGAAGAACCUUCUGAAGCAGCAGUGCAGCUUCCAGCAUCUGAAACCCAUCAAGCCCCUGAUUCCAGUGCUCCCUCAACCAAAGAGUUGCCAGCCUUUGUGGAAGUCCAGGUGGCCACAGUUGGUGAGUCCAGUUUUGACGCAGUCACUGAUGAUCCGCCACAACUGGACGUACCAACGGAAAAACCAAAACUGCUGCUGCCAGAGACACAAGAUCACAAUGAGGUGGAGGUUUUAGAGGAGCAGCAAAUAGACGGAACUCAUACGAUGAUAGCGCCGGUGGUUGAGGCCAUAGACGAGGACCUGGUUGUGGAUGAAGUCAUGAUUGUCACCACGACGACCGCCGCCCCUCAUCCGGCUCCGUCUGUCAGCCCCGACCACGGCAACAGCGUCGCUCUGUCUCCAGAGAAGGACUCGCCGUUCACUCGAGUGUCGGAUUCAUUGCCAGAGGACGAGGAUCUGGUUCACCAUGAGCACCCAAACCAUGAGGACGCUACUGAAGGUCCAAUCAGCACUCCGUCCUCAGAUGUUCCUCAGUCAACACCAGAAUCUGAAGAGACUCCUUCAGAAGAGUCUCCUGGUUCUUCAGCACCAGACGGAGACUCAGGUGUGCCUUUGACAGAUCCAGACGUUGUUGAAUCGACAACUUCCUCGCUACAGAAAGUCAACAGCAGCGUUCCUGUGACUGACUUCCAGUCUAUUAACCACGGAUUCCCCGGUGUGCCGAGCAUCGACGUCAGCUUCGAUUUGUUCCCGUAUGGCGGCGUGGCGACUGAAGGCGACAGCAGCGGCUUCUCCAGCGGAGCUCAGGGGUCGGACCUGGACGCCAUGGCCUUACCAACCCGACCGGGCAGAGCUCUGACGGUGUUCUUCAGCCUGAGGGUCACCAACAUGGCCUUCUCCAUGGACCUCUUCAACAAGAGCUCCCCAGAGUACAAGGCUCUGGAGCAGCGGUUCCUGCAGCUGCUCGUCCCGUACCUCCAGUCCAACCUGAACAACUUCCAGAACCUGGAGAUCCUCAACUUCAGGAAUGGCAGCAUCGUGGUGAACAGCAGGAUGAGGUUCGGCAAACCGGUUCCCAGUGGGGUGACCAACGUCAUCUACCUGAUCCUGGAGGACUUCGCCAACACCGCCUACCAGACCAUGAACAUGGCCAUCGACAAGUACUCGCUGGACGUCGAGUCAGGCGACCAGGCCGACCCCUGUAAGUUCCAGGCCUGUAACGAGUUUUCCCGCUGCAUGGUGAACCGCUGGUCCGGAGAGGCCGAGUGCGUUUGCGACGCUGGCUACGUGAGUGUGGACGGGCUGCCAUGUCAGAGCGUCUGCGACGUCCAACACGACUUCUGCCUCAACGACGGAAAGUGUGACAUCAUCCCCGGCAAGGGUGCCAUCUGCAGGUGCCGGGUCGGGGAGAACUGGUGGUACCGUGGGGAGCACUGUGAGGAGUACGUGUCCGAGCCGCUGGUGGUCGGCAUCGCCAUUGCCUCGGUGGCCGGCUUCCUCAUGGUGGCGUCGGGCAUCAUCUUCUUUCUGGCAAGGACGCUGCGAGACCAGUAUGACGGGGAGGACACGGAGGACCCGCUGCGGCGGGGCGACAGUGUUCCGACACUCGAACGCGCCACGAAGUUCAACCCGAUGUUCGAGAGCGACCCAGUCACCACGCAGUACUACCGUCGAUAUGACGACGACGUGCCACCCUACAGCACCCCGGACGCCUCCAAAGACCCCAGCAGCACCGAGAUCCAGAGCAUGUACCACAACACCACGCUGACCAAAGAGGAGAUCCAGGAGCGUCUCAGGAUCAUCGAACUUUGCUCCAGAGAUCAGAACUUCGCUGAUUUUUUACGACAGACUCAAGUGUUCCUAGAGAGGAGAGGAAGUUCCACCACAUAGCCGACCGACCGACGCCACCUCCAGAUGCUGCCUUGGUCUCGGACUGGAGGAAGGAUGAGGACUCGGGUUGCUGCUUCCUGUCGACUCUGACGGAUGUAUGGAAUUAGUUGUUGCUCCGUUUCUUCUGGAACUGACCCAGCAGUGGGCUUGGCCUCUUUUCUGACUCAGACUUUUCCUAUAAAUGUUGUUUCUGUUUGUUUUGGACGAACCUUUCAUCUCCACUGCUGGAUACCUCUGUCUUACACUCUCUGAAGGACUUCCUGCUUUCAUCUUCAGCUUUAACUCAAGGGUUUCUGUUUGCGUCCCGACCUGCCCGUCACUGCCGUCCUCCAGGAACCACGUCUGAGAUGUUGGAGGGUUCCUGCUCUUCUCGGUGUGGUUCCUCUGGACAGCGGCGACCGGCAGCACUGCUCCCCUCAGUGCCUUCACCGCUCUGUCAGCUCUUCUGGGAAACGACAAGUUGAAUCUCAGAGCCCUUGAUCUAUAUCUGCUUCUUGUCAAUCUGGGAUCGGUCUACUUCCUGCUUCCUCUUCUGCUGAACCUUCACCUGUUCUUCAAUGUUUACAUUUCUGUUUGCCUGAAGGGUAGAACUUGUGUCUCAUCUUCAGAUCCUUUAAACGUCCAACGGGGUCCCACAGGUUCCUGAUUUUUAUUCUAUCAAACAACAGAUUGGUUCCGGUCUGUCCUGAGAUCUGCUGAUUCCUGAUGUCCAAUCAGAAUACGUCUAGAAAACGCUUUAGAACGUCCAAAGACCGAAGACUUCUUCUAAAUACUGACACCACCUUACUCUGUUUUUUUUAAAGAUAUUGUUUUUUGUUUUUAUGUUGAACAUGUUUUUACACGACUCUCUGAGAUGUUAACGUCCAGGAGAACCCAACAAAUCUCAACCUCGUCCUCCGGACAGCCUGCUAGAACCUCUUAACGUUCUGUCAUUCUCUUUCCUGGACGUCUCUUUGCUUGUCGUUGUUCGAUUUUCUUUUAUAUUUAAACUCAGACAGCUCAAGUGCAGGCAGUUCAUAUCUGCAGGUUUUUAAUAUGGCGCCAGUUCUUAUCCUGUUCCAACCAGUUAUUAUCUCGUUCCCACCAGUUAUCUCGUUAUGACCAGUUAUCUCAUUCCCACCAGUUAUUUCAUUCCAACCAGGUAUCAUCUCGUUCCAACCUGUUCUUUUGUAGCUCGGCUUGGUAAUGAGACAUUUCCAUGAGAUUUUAACUUGCAUGAACAACGCAAUGAAUUUUAGCUGCCAGGUUUUUCUGUUUUCUGAUUGCAGAGCUAAAAGAAGAUGAAUUUAAAAAAGAAUACAUAACUGGAGGUUAAUAAAACAACCCAACAGAUGUAAAACCUGCUUCUGUCUGACUUUAACUACUUGAACUUUGUGUGGAGUUGAUCUGGUAGAUGUUUGGUAACAGUCUGUGGUGUGUUCAGGUGUCUGUGGUGUGUUCAGGUGUUGUCGCUGUUUGCUAUUGUGUUCUCUUGGUUCUAGUGGAGGAGAGAACACUCUUUUCUAAAAUAAAAGAUAUUUUUUACAGAA